Messenger RNA from Penicillium angulare, 921 nucleotides. RefSeq names its product isoflavone reductase family protein. Lineage: Eukaryota; Fungi; Ascomycota; Eurotiomycetes; Eurotiales; Aspergillaceae. Bases 1 to 921 code for a protein of 306 amino acids. The transcript is spliced from 2 exons. Gene Ontology annotation, molecular function: oxidoreductase activity. The record is from RefSeq and is a predicted model, not a curated record.
AUGUGUUUAUCUUCAAUCCAAAAAGUCAUCAUUCUCGGGGCCACUGGCCACGUUGGUCCGCACCUUGUGUCGAUAUUCGACGCGGAUCCUCACUUUGAAGUUUCUAUCUUGAGCCGGGCCUCCUCAGACUGCAGUCAAUUUCCACCGCAUAUCCCCGUAUACCGCGUCAGCAAAAACUAUGACACAAGCGACUCGGAACUGGUCGAAAUCCUUCGAGGCCAAGACGCAGUCGUUAGCGCGAUCACGGAGCAAGCCAUUCCGCAGCAAAAAGUUGUUAUCGACGCCGCUAUCAAGGCCGGGGUGAAGUUCUUUGUGCCAUCGGAAUUCGGGCAUGAUACAAUGAAUGAGCAGGCGGCGCGUUUACUUCCGCCUUGUUAUGUCACUCAAAAACGGCAGAUUGUUGAAUAUCUCCAAACUAAAGAGGUUGAUGGAUUGAAAUGGACUGCCUUUGUAACUGGUCCAUUUUUUGAGAUUGCUGUUCCUCAUUUUCUGCUUGGAUCCGAUUUCCAAAGUAGACGUGCAACAAUCUUUGAAGACUAUGGCGAUCAUCCCUGGUCUACGACAACUCUUGACACCACUGCCAUGGCAGUCAAGAAUGCUCUGCUAGACCCGACCAAGAGCGCCAAUAAAUAUCUGCUCAUUGAGUCUUUCAAUGUCUCACAGAACAGUCUCCUUUCUGUACUGGAAAGGCUAACUGGGAAAAAAUGGGACGUGAGCCUUCAAGACUCCGAAGAGGAGAAAAUACUGGCAGUAGAAAAGCUCGCUCGUGGGAACUUCAGUGCUAUUCCGACCCUCAUGCGCUAUGUGACAUGUGUUGAAGGGUAUGGCGGAGACUACAUGAGAUAUGGACAAAAGGCAAAUAGCUUUUUAUCACUGGCCGAGGAAAGCCUCGAAAGCUCGUUGGAGAAGAUACUAGAAUAA